Messenger RNA from Notechis scutatus (mainland tiger snake), 1254 nucleotides. Lineage: Eukaryota; Metazoa; Chordata; Lepidosauria; Squamata; Elapidae. The record is from RefSeq and is a predicted model, not a curated record.
CUUCAUUCUUUCCUUCGAACCUCUCAGUUGUAUAAUAAUUCCAUCCAUGGGGUAUAUUUGGAUGAGAAUGGAGAGCUGGUAGCUGAACUGGACAUUGUGAACACGGUGGUUUUCUCCAAUAUGUCUUUUAGCAAAGUGACAGUUGGGAGGCUAGAAAGAGUGGGAUCCUUAGAUUUCAAGUUCAUGAUGAACCAGAAUGCUAUUCCAAAGAUGGAAAUGCUGAACAAGCCCCUGCCCUCUUCCAACUGCAUGGAAAGCUGUCCUCCUGGAUUCAUGAAGGUGGCUCAGGAAGGAAAGCCCAUCUGCUGCUACAAUUGUCAUCCUUGUGCAGAAGGAUCCAUCUCCACUAUGGAAGGUGCCGACAAAUGUACCAAAUGUCCAGAUGAUCAACAUCCAAACAUCAAUCGAGUUCAUUGUAUCCCCAAGAUUAAAAGUUACCUUUCUUAUAAGGAAAGUCUGGGGAUCAUCCUGACUUCCAUUGCCUUGUUCCUCUCUUUAAUCAUAGGCUUUGGCUUGGGGAUUUUCAUUAAGUUCAUGGAAACACCAAUUGUCAAAGCCAACAACCGGGACCUCUCCUAUAUCCUCCUGGUCUCCCUCCUGCUUUCCAUCUUGACCUCCUUCUUCUUCAUUGGCCGCCCAAGGAAGUUGACCUGCCUCCUCCAACAAACAACCUUCAGCAUUGUCUACUCAAUUGCCAUUUCUUCAAUCUUGGCCAAAACGAUCACAGUGGUGUUAGCCUUCUUGGCCACAAAACCAGGGAAUAAAGUGCAGAGAUGGUUGGGGAAGAGCUUGGCCAACUCUAUCAUCUUUUGUUGCUCUGGUCUCCAAGCUGUCAUCUGCAGCAUCUGGUUGGGAACAUUCCCCCCAUUUCCUGACUCUGACAUGCACUCCCAACUUAGAGAAAUCAUUUUACAAUGCAAUGAAGGUUCUGUCACCAUGUUUUAUGUUGCCCUUGGAUACAUGGGCUUCCUGUCUGCUGUCUGCUUCACGGUGGCUUUCCUGGCCAGGAAGCUCCCUGGAACUUUCAAUGAAGCCAAGCUGAUCUCCUUCAGCAUGCUAGUCUUCUGCAGUGUCUGGGUGUCCUUUGUGCCUUCCUACUUGAGCACCAAAGGGAAGUACAUGGUGGCAGUUCAGAUCUUCUCCAUCUUGGUGUCCAGUGCUGGAUUGCUGGUCUGCAUCUUCAGCCCCAAGUGCUACAUUAUUAUUUUUAGGCCAGAUCUGAAUACCAAAGAACAUUUGAUGUCAAAAUAAAAU